AUGGACGAGGAGGACGAGGAGACAGACGAUUACAGAGAGUGCGCUGGCGUAACUCCAGCCUCGUCCAGACGAGUGGUGGGACGGGUGGCCGGGUUGUGGAGCAUGGAAGGAGGGAGUCGGCCGCCAUGCACGAGGACGCCACGGCCCACCUCCUUCAGCGACGUCACGCUCUACAUUGGAGGACGGCUGCCUGCCCUCCUCCACGCUGUCCCGCCCGGCUCCAGCAACCGACACAGAGUACUGGGGAGCGAGGAGGAGGAGGAGGAGCGGGAGGAGAAGAGGAGAGGAGGAAGAGGAGGAGGACAUCUACCUGUUCUCACAAUCGAACCGCCCAGUGACAGCUGUGACAUGAGUGACAGGUCAGAGCGAGGCUCCAUCGGGCGCCUGGUGUACGAACAGGAGCCGUCGGGGUGGACCGAGGCGCCGGGGAGAGGGAGAGGGAGAGGAUGGAGAGGAGACGGGGAAAGGAGAGAGCGGAGAGGAGGAGCCGCGGGGGGAGAAGGGGGAGGCAGCAGCGAGGCCGACUCCCCUCAGGGAACCAUCAAACACAAGCCCAACGGCCGCUCCGUCCCCACGCGCAGGGUCAGACCCGCAGCCCGGCCAGCGCUCCCUUACCGAUGCCUUCAGCCCGCGCCCCCCCCCCACCCGCUCCCCCCACCCGCUCCCCACCUCACCCCACCCUCACCCAUCCCCACCCUAUGCACCACCCCCACCCCUCACCCAUCCCCCCACCUGCCCACCAUCCUGCACCACCACCCGCAGUACAGCCAGCCACACGUCAUGCACAUGCAUCACGUGCCCGGCCCCUACAUCCAGCAGCACCACUUCGCCCAGCAGCACUACCACCACCUGCACCACCAGCACCACCACGGUUACCCAGAACCCCCCUCUUCCCCGCUGCCCUCCCCCGUGCCCCCCCUCUCCCCUCUUCCUCCCCCGCUCACGCCCUCUCCGCUCUCCUCUUCCAUGGAGGCCCAGCAGCACCACCACCCCCACCUGCACCACCACCACCUGCUGUGCUCCGACGGGGACAACGAGAGCGUGAACUCCACCACGACCAACUCCAACGACGACACCACCGUCAACAACUGCAGCUCCGGCUCCUCGUCGCGCGACAGCCUGCGGGAGCCAAUGGGAGGAGGCGCUGCGGGGAAGCAGACCUAUCAGAGGGAGAGCCGGCACAGCUGGGACUCGCCCGCCUUCAACAACGACGUCGUGCAGCGGAGACAAUACCGCAUCGGACUCAACCUGUUCAACAAGAAGCCGGAGAAGGGGAUCCAGUACCUGAUCGAGAGGGGCUUCGUGUCGGACACUCCGAUCGGCAUCGCCCGGUUCAUCCUGGAGAGGAAGGGUCUGAGCCGGCAGAUGAUCGGAGAGUUCCUGGGCAGCCGGCAGCAGUUCAACAAGGACGUCCUGGACUGUGUCCUGGAUGAGAUGGAUUUCUCGGGGAUGGAUCUGGACGACGCUCUGAGGAAGUUUCAGGCUCAGAUUAAAGUUCAGGGCGAAGCUCAGCGGGUGGAGCGGCUGGUGGAGGCCUUCAGCCAACGUUACUGCAUCUGUAACCCUGGAGUGGUGCGACAGUUCAGGAACCCCGACACCAUCUUCAUCCUUGCCUUCGCCAUCAUCCUCCUCAACACCGACAUGUACAGCCCCAACGUGAAGCCUGAGAGGAAGAUGAAGCUGGAGGACUUUGUGAAAAACCUUCGAGGCGUUGAUAACGGUCAGGACAUCCCCAGAGAUCUGCUGGUGGGGAUCUACGGACGCAUCCAGAAAUGGGAGCUGAGGACAAACGACGACCACGUGUCUCAGGUCCAGGCGGUGGAGAGGAUGGUGGUCGGGAAGAAGCCGGUGUUGUCGCUGGCCCAUCGCAGGUUGGUCUGCUGCUGUCAGCUGUUCGAGGUUCCCGAUCCGAACCGAGGUCAGAGGAGCGGCGUCCAUCAGAGAGAAGUCUUCCUGUUCAACGACCUGCUGAUGGUGACGAAGAUCUUCCAGAAGAAGAAGACUUCAGUGACGUACAAUUUCAGACAAUCAUUUCCUCUGGUGGACAUGCAGGUCCACACCUUCCAAAACACCUAUUACCCUCAUGGUAUCAGACUGACGUCGGCGAACCCCGGCGGAGAGAGGAAGGUUCUGAUCGUCUUCACAGCGCCGAGUCAGCAGGACCGAGCUCGUUUCACCUCUGACCUCCGAGAGAGCAUCGCUGAGGUGCAGGACAUGGAGAAGUACCGCGUGGAGUCCGAGCUGGAGAAACAGAAAGGAGUGAUGCGUCCCGGAGUGAUGGCGGGGGGAGGACCGGGAGGCGGGGGGGCGCCGGGAGGGGGGCCUAUAGGCGGCAUGAAGGGCGAAGCGGUGAACGGCAUUCUGGGUAGACCGAGCCUCGACGACACGUACGCCUCGGUGGACGGACUCAAACGCACCGCGCUCAGCUCCUCUCUGAGAGACCUCUCAGAAACAGGGAAGCGAGGUCGUAGGAACAGUGUCGGGUCAUUGGACAGUACCGUUGAAGGUUCCAUUAUUAGCAGCCCCCGGCCCCACCAGCAGCGCCCCCUGCUGGCCGGAGGUCUCCCCUACAGCAUGAUGGCCCCCUCGUCUCCAGCAGCUUACCGGCCACACCGCCCAACUCAGAGCCCCGGUACAGGGGUGGGGGGUGGGCCGGGGCUCUGUCACAACCCGGGGGGGAUCAGCACCUCCCCUCUCUCUCCCUCCCCCGCCCCCACUACCCCGCCCCCGCCCCCCAUCGCCCACCCAGUCUCCCCUUCCCCGUGCCCCUCCCCAUCGCCCAACCUCGCUCAGUCGGACUCGGGAGGGGUUGGAGGCCUCGGGCCGUCCAAGCUGCAGGCGCUGCACGCCCAGUAUUGCCACGGCAACAGUGGAGGAGGCGGAGUCAGUGGGAUUCAGCAGCAGCAGACUCCGCCCCCUCCCUACCACCACCACCACCGGUACCACAUGCAGAGCGCCCCCCCGCACCUCACCCUCUCUCACAGGUUCUCCGCCCCGCCCCGCCGGCAGGGUCCCCCGCCUUCUCACCCCCCGCAGCACCAGCGGCUGCAGCAUGGCGGCGGACAGCACCCCCGCUACAACCUGGGCUUCAUCACCCCCCCACCGCUCUCCCCUCACUCCCCCCUAACCCCUACUACCCCGCACGGACUCUACCACUCGGGGAGGCCGGGGGUCGGCGGUGGAGGCAAACUCCCGCUGACCAUCUCCCACUCGCAGCCUCACCCCCACGCGCACACACACUCUCACAACCAUGCCGUGCUCACACACUCCCCUCUAAGCCCCUCCCCUUCCGCCUCCCCCUCCACCCAUUUCAUCUUCUCCACGCCUCCUCCGCAGACACCCUCGGCACGCCUCGUCAGCCAGACGCCCCCGCAGCCCUAUGGGCCCCAAUAUCAGCAGCUGUCGUCCAUCCCGCCUCCUCCUCCGCACUCGCCCUUUCCUCCGCACUCGCCCUUACCUCCGCCGCCCAACACCCCGCUCUCCCUGCACCAGGGGGCUGGGGGAGGGCAGGGGGGAGGGUCCAAAUCCAAACCGGUCAGCCGGAUCAGCACGGUUGUGUGAGGAGGCAGAAGAUAAGGACGGUAGUUCGACGCCCCGCCGCGGGAGUGACAGUAGUGAGGAGGAGGAGGAAGAGGAAGAGGAAGAGGAGGGGAGGGCAGAUACAGGAGUUUCAAAAUGGCCGCCUCAUGAGUAGGAGAGCACUUAGAGCGGGGAAGAGGAAGUUACUCAGCCUGUGUUAUUUUCACAUCCACUUCCCCUGCAGGUAGAGAGACUUUCCCCCCCUGUAUCGAAGGCGUUUGUUGGAGAACGUUUUUUCCUCGAGGAGCAAAAAACACCAAGAAGGUGAAUCACAUAUCUGAAGAAUAACAUGGAAGUCCUGACGUCUUGGUGACAAUCGCCUCCAUCCUCCCUUCGUUGUGCCCUUCAGAGGUGGAUUUAAGAGGACACGUGUGUUGUUCUUCCCUGACAGAGGAAGUGUUUGUGUCAUAUUGUGAGUAAAAAAUGUGUGAAGUGCUGUAGUGGACAAACGGUUCAGGGACCAGACGUGAAGGGAACAGUGCCUGCGGAUUUAUCGCAAGGGGUUAGCGCUCGAUGCUAACACUACAAACCGUUUGAUGGGACAGUUCAGGUUUUUUAGGAAUCCUGAGAACGCGACGAGUCCUUUUUACUAUAUUCCAAAAAAUCACACUAGUCUUGCAUCGCUUUGUUUUUGCACAAAAAGCACUUGUACCGUUGUUUGGGUUGUUGACAUAAUACAAGCCAUGAGUCGUAACAGAAAGGCGGAAGUGGUUAGCAUUAAUAUGGUGCAGUUUCUGUGUCUUAGACAGGCGUGCAUGACCUGUGCAAUAGCUAAUGAGUGUCGGUGUGUCAAUGGUUAAAAUCAAUAUGCAGGGGGAGGGAUUUGUUGUAAAUUGAAGCCCCAAUCCAGCAUUUCUUUGACCAGGAAAAGUGCAUUAGUGAAGGUUACUGAAGACUUUCCUAUCUACAAUAAACUUUUGUAAUAACUUUAAAUAAGCCAUCAUAACAAAAACUACAGGUGUCUUUUUACCUUUGUGUUUUGCAAAAAUGACUAAAAGCCUUUAGUGUUUGUGGAUAACAGGGUUUCAGCAGGGGGAGCUACAACGUUGUUUUGGAUUGGAUUUAAGCAUGGUAAUGGUUUACUUUUGACAUUGCAAUUUUCCCAUUGAUUUAUUUGAUUAUUCUUAGAAAACCAAUGAAUUCUCCCCUGCAAGUGUCUAAGUAUAUUUGAACGUAUAAGCUUGAAUUAUAAUAUAUGUCAACUGUAUUUCAUGCUUCAUAUUCUAUGUGACCCUAUAUGUUGCUGGCAAAGGAGAUUAUGCUGAAAGGUGCCAAACAGGGUGCAUUAUGGGAAACAGAGUAUUUUGUUUAACUGGCUUGUUUGAAUUUGAUGAACCCCGGGAGCUACCGUACCUCUGGAUAUUUCUCAGUGGAAAUGUUAAAUGAACUGGGUGGGAAACUACAUUCAAAAAGUUGUAUUAAGUUGAGACAAUCUAAAUUGUGCAUUGCCCAAAGAAAAUCCGAUACUUCAAGAACUCCAAGAAAGGAGGAAUUCCCAAAGAAAAAAAUGUGAUCCACGGUGUCUACAAGAGGACAAGGGUCACAUUAAUUUUUCUGGAAGUUCGACCAAAAGUAAUACAAAUUUGGGGAGUUUUGAUUAAAAAAAAAAUCCUAAAAAAUAAUAUUUCUGAGAUUGACUUUAUUC
Molecule: messenger RNA, 5224 nt
Organism: Notothenia coriiceps (black rockcod)
Lineage: Eukaryota; Metazoa; Chordata; Actinopteri; Perciformes; Nototheniidae
Product: IQ motif and SEC7 domain-containing protein 1-like
Biological process (GO): actin cytoskeleton organization; regulation of ARF protein signal transduction
Molecular function (GO): guanyl-nucleotide exchange factor activity
Source: RefSeq, a predicted model, not a curated record